Messenger RNA from Macadamia integrifolia, 1909 nucleotides. Its product is annotated as allantoinase. Bases 61 to 1593 code for a protein of 510 amino acids. The record is from RefSeq and is a predicted model, not a curated record. Gene Ontology annotation, biological process: allantoin catabolic process; purine nucleobase catabolic process. Lineage: Eukaryota; Viridiplantae; Streptophyta; Magnoliopsida; Proteales; Proteaceae. The transcript has 15 exons. Gene Ontology annotation, cellular component: cytoplasm. Gene Ontology annotation, molecular function: cobalt ion binding; zinc ion binding; allantoinase activity.
CAAGACGUAAGGGUGUGUGUGAGAGAAACGGAGAGAGAGAGAGAGAGAGAGAGAGAGAGAAUGAGAGAGAGAGCAGGGAUGGAUUUUCUGCAGGGAAGAGUUCUUCCUCUGCUAUCGCUUCUGGCGUCAUUUCUAUUCUUAUAUCUCAAAACCUCCUCCAAGUUGUCAACCAGUGACUGUAGCCUUAUUCCUUAUGACCGAUAUUGGAUCUCAAGCAAGCGCAUUGUGACACCAAAUGGCAUAAUUUCUGGUGCAGUUGAGGUGAUGGGAGGGAACAUUGUUUCCGUGGUUAAAACAGAGGAUCUGAAAGGAAUAGUUGGAAGUACACAAGUGGUUGAUUAUGGAGAGGCUAUUGUGAUGCCAGGCUUGGUUGAUGUACAUGCACACCUUGAUGAACCUGGAAGGGCAGAAUGGGAAGGAUUUUCAACUGGGACUAAAGCAGCAGCUGCUGGUGGUAUAACAACACUUAUUGACAUGCCCCUUAAUAGUUAUCCCUCAACGGUAUCCGAGGAAGCACUUAGACUCAAGGUUGAGGCAUCAGAAGACAAACUCUAUGUUGAUGUCGGUUUCUGGGGAGGCCUAGUUCCAGAAAAUGCAUUCAAUACAAGUGCUUUGGAAGGUCUCCUGAAUGCAGGUGUUCUUGGUUUGAAGUCCUUCAUGUGUCCUUCUGGGAUCAAUGACUUUCCCAUGACAAAUAUAAGCCACAUAAAGGAGGGACUGCAUGUUCUGGCGAAGUACAAAAGACCACUACUUGUGCAUGCAGAGGUUCAAGUAGAUACUCAAAGCCAUGCAGAGCUGAAGGAUGGCAUUGGUGACGCUCGAUCUUAUUUAACAUAUCUCAGGACUAGACCUCCUUCAUGGGAGGAGGCAGCUAUCAGAGAACUAUUGACAGUAACAAAAGACACAAGGACUGGUUGGCCUGCAGAAGGAGCUCAUCUUCACAUUGUUCAUCUAUCUGAUGCAAGUUCUUCCUUGGAUCUCAUAAAGGAAGCUAAGAGUAGUGGCGACAGUUUAACUGUUGAAACUUGCCCCCAUUAUUUGGCAUUUUCAGCAGAAGAGAUUCAGGAUGGGGAUACCCGUUUUAAAUGCGCUCCACCUAUCCGUGAUGCAAACAACAAAGAAAAACUAUGGGAGGCUUUGCUGGGAGGACACAUUGACAUGUUGAGUUCUGAUCAUUCACCAUCAGUGCCAGAGCUUAAACUUCUUCAUGAAGGUGACUUCUUAAAGGCAUGGGGUGGCAUAUCAUCUUUGCAGUUUGUUCUUCCAGUAACAUGGUCUUAUGGGAAAAAGUAUGGUAUCUCUUUUGAACAAUUAGCUUCAUUGUGGAGUGAGAGGCCUGCUAAACUUGCAGGGCUAGAAUUUAAGGGAGCGAUUGCAACUGGAAACCAUGCGGACAUUGUAGUAUGGGAACCUGAUGCUGAAUUCGAACUUGAUGAGAACCAUGCUGCAUACCAUAAGCAUCCUAGUAUCUCAGCUUACAUGGGAAGAAGACUAUCUGGAAGUGUCUUGGCAACAUUUGUGAGAGGGAACCUUGUCUACAGUGAAAGGAAGCAUGCCACUACUGCCUGUGGUGUCCCAAUCCUAGCAAAAUAAAUGGAUAGAUUGAUGGGUAACUUCCACAGCCGAUAUCUGAAAGCUCCCAGCUUGUUCUAGAUACAUUGAUCUCCGAUACUCAAGACAGAUGCUGAGCAUCGGAGAGAAUUGGACAACAUAAGUUUUGUCCUCCAUAAUCAAAAUCUUUUUUUCUCCUCUUUUGUAUGUGUGAGGUUAGGCUUCUUACAGGUUUCUGGUCUGUACAUAGUUUCUUGCUUUCAAAUAAAUUGUAAAUGUUAUGACUAAUUUUAUCAAUAACAAGAAGAAAAAAGUCUCUUCACCCAUGGUGAAAGGUGGGGCAUUCUUCUUUCCUCUA